Messenger RNA from Vespula vulgaris, 1034 nucleotides. It is a transcript of the gene agt, whose product is annotated as bifunctional transcriptional activator/DNA repair enzyme Ada. The record is from RefSeq and is a predicted model, not a curated record. The transcript has a single exon. NCBI's taxonomy places the organism in Eukaryota, Metazoa, Arthropoda, Insecta, Hymenoptera, Vespidae. Gene Ontology annotation, molecular function: methylated-DNA-[protein]-cysteine S-methyltransferase activity. The coding region runs from base 221 to 781 and encodes 186 amino acids. Gene Ontology annotation, biological process: DNA repair.
AAAGAGAAAAAUACCUUAAAAUUCAUUAUUAUUUUAUUUUUGUAGGAAGUAUUUCGUGAAAAAAAAAACGUAUUAUUAUUUUUAAAAUAUUGAUAAUUUUAUUGGUUAUUAAACUAUUCUGUUAAUGUGAAUUUUUUUAUGAUACUUGAGAAAGUUUUGAGAAGUUGUAAGAAAAAUAUUUGAGAGUAUUAAGAAUAUAUAUGAAGUGAUACAAAAAAUCAUGAUUACCUUUCGAACUAUAUCUUCGGAGACAUAUAAAAAAAAUCAUGACAAGUUCCAAAUCUAUUAUGAUUUUUACGAUGCACCUUUCGGAAGAUGUAUUAUAGCUUUAACAGAUACCGACAAAGCUAUAUUGCAUUUUGCAUUUGUUGUUAAGGAUGACAUUGAUGCAUUGAAAGAUUUAGAAAAUGAAUGGCCUAUGUCAAAAAUACUAAAAGAUUCUAUUCAAAUGAUAAGUAAUAUUAUGAAAAAUAUUUUUAAUAUGAGCGAUGAAAAAGAAGAGGAAUCAAUAUUGAUACUUCUAAAGGGGACAGAUUUUCAAAUAAAAGUGUGGAAAGCUCUAAUGUCUAUACCAAAAGGUAAAACAACAACUUACGAACAGGUCGCUCAGAUAAUAAACAAACCGAAAGCUGUAAGAGCAGUUGCAACUGCUAUAGGAAAGAAUCGAAUAGCAUAUUUAAUACCAUGUCAUCGUGUUAUGGGAAAAGAUGGUAGUAGUAAAUAUAGUUGUGGAGUCAAAUACAAAGAAAGUAUUUUAUCUUAUGAAAGUAACACAUGUUAAUUUUUAUCAAUUAAUUUACUUAAUAAGAUCAAAUAAUGAUCUUGAUUUAUUUGUCUUCAUUUUCUCUUUACAAUAUAUUUUAAUAAAAAUUAAAAUUUUUAUUACCAUAGUAAGUUUAGCCAUAUUAAUUUUUUCUUUUUUUAUUGUAUUAGUAAAAAAAUCUUAUUGCUUUGUACACUAUGUGGUUACAAAAACGAACAGUUUACAUGUAGAUCUUUCCUUAUAUUAUAUUAUUAUAGGCUAAUAAAUAAAA